Messenger RNA from Musa acuminata subsp. malaccensis (wild Malaysian banana), 2147 nucleotides. Its product is annotated as proline-rich receptor-like protein kinase PERK1. Gene Ontology annotation, molecular function: protein kinase activity; ATP binding. The record is from RefSeq and is a predicted model, not a curated record. Lineage: Eukaryota; Viridiplantae; Streptophyta; Magnoliopsida; Zingiberales; Musaceae. Gene Ontology annotation, biological process: protein phosphorylation.
AUCUCUCCCAUUCCCAUUACCACCUCCGCAGUCGGUUCCUCUCCCCUAAACCUCGAACAAAGCAAGAAGAACAAGAAGAAGAAGCCGGCCACGAUACCGAUACUUGCUGGCCAUGUCCACCCCCUCCGGCUCCCCUCCCACGGCCACCCCCGCCGCCCAGUCCACUCCCUCCCCCGCCAACACGUCACAGCCCCCGCCAACCCCUUCCUCCUCGUCUCCACCGCUGCCCUCCGGCCAAGCUCCACCCAUCCCCCGUCCACCUUUACCACCCGAUCCUCUGUCUGCCCCGUUUCCUCCGUCGCCAUCGUCGACGAACUCGGUCUCGACCUCACUUGUGGUCGGAGUCACGGUGGGUGGGCUGGUGAUCCUCUUGCUGCUAAGCUUUAUCUGCGUCUGCUGUUGGAUAAAGAAGCGCUCGCCGCCGCCCCAUUACUACGGAGCUCCCCCGCCGCCCCCACCGCCUCACUACUACGGAUCUCUCCCGCCGCCUCCACCGGCACGAAAAGAUGAAUGGUUUGGCCAGCAUCGGCAACAAUAUGGUCCACCUCGAGCAUAUCAUUUUGUCAAAGGUCCACCGGGACCUCCACAACCACCACCACCACCACCACCGCCGCCGUUGUUUUUGCGUCCUCCACGCCCACCAAGCCAUUUGCCACCUCCACCUAUGAUAAGCAGCAGUGGAGGUUUGGGGUCCAAUAAUUCUGGCGCUGAGGAUCCACCGACUCCAUCCCCCGGCGUUGCACUCGGCUUCUCGAAAAGCACCUUCACUUAUGAAGAACUGGCUAUGGCAACAGAUGAUUUCUCCGACGCUAAUCUCCUCGGACAAGGUGGAUUUGGCUAUGUUCACAGAGGAGCGCUUGCCGACGGCAAGGAAGUCGCAAUCAAACAAUUGAAACCAGGUAGCGGACAGGGUGAGCGUGAAUUCCAGGCAGAGGUUGAGAUCAUUAGUCGUGUGCAUCACAAGCAUCUGGUCUCAUUGGUUGGAUACUGCAUUUCUGGAGGCAAGAGGCUUCUUGUUUAUGAAUUUGUUCCUAACAACACCUUGGGGUUCCAUCUGCAUGGGAAAGGUCAGCCAACAAUGGAAUGGUCUAUACGAUUGAGAAUUGCACUGGGAUCUGCAAAGGGAUUGGCAUAUCUUCACGAGGACUGCCACCCUAAAAUUAUUCACCGCGAUAUUAAAGCAUCCAACAUUCUUCUUGACUACAAAUAUGAGGCAAAGGUUGCAGAUUUUGGGCUUGCAAAAUUUGCUUCUGAUACCGACACCCACAUUUCGACGCGAGUCAUGGGAACCUUUGGUUAUCUGGCACCUGAAUACGCAUCUUCAGGCAAACUCACCGACAAAUCAGAUGUCUUCUCAUUCGGUGUCAUGCUUCUGGAGCUAAUCACCGGGCGGCGCCCCAUUGAUUCAUCCCAAACUUUCACGGAUGAAAGCUUGGUCGACUGGGCGAGACCGCUGCUUGCUCGAGCGCUAGAUGAUGGCAACUACGACGCCCUUGUCGAUCCAAGGUUGGGAAAGAAGUAUAACCUUAGUGAGAUGGCCCGCAUGGUUUCCUGUGCUGCUGCUUGUGUGCGCCAUUCGGCACGGCGCCGGCCAAGGAUGAGCCAGAUCGCCCGAGCUCUAGAAGGAGAUACGUGCCUUGAGGAUUUGAACGAAGGCAUCAGACCAGGUCACAGCAUGUACCACACUUCCUAUGGCAGCUCCGACUACGAUUCUGGCCAGUACAGUGAAGACAUCAGAGAGUUUAGGAAAAUGGUUAUGGGGACCGAAGAGAACGCCACCGGCGAAUCCAUCAUGCCCACCGCCGAGUAUGCUCAGAAUCCAUCGACGUCGAGCAGCGAAGGUCGACACACGCAGGAAAUAGAGAUGGGGAAGAAGAAAGACGUGAGCGAGAAAGGUGGCUGAGGCACACACGGUUUUGGGACUACUUUUACGGGUCUUUCAUUUCAUGCUUGUUUGUGACCUUUUACAUCGGAGUAUCGACGAGCAACCACAAGGCUUAUGCUCAUGAACAAGACGGAGAGAGUGAAGCAUCUGAGAGAGGAUGGCCGCUUGGAUUUGCCAUGAUAGAAGAUGAACGAAUCAUUAAUUUCUUCCGUAGCCAUAAGAAUCAGUAAUUUCUCAUCUAAUUAAGUAGGUUUUACUUGAU